Molecule: messenger RNA, 3974 nt
Organism: Epinephelus lanceolatus (giant grouper)
Lineage: Eukaryota; Metazoa; Chordata; Actinopteri; Perciformes; Serranidae
Source: RefSeq, a predicted model, not a curated record
UACAUGUUACAGGUACAUGUUGCACUUUAGUUUCUUUGCAGGGCCACACAGCUGCUGUCAAUCGGGCAAAAGUUGGGUGGAGCUGUGCUGGGAAUUAUGGGAUGUCACCAAACUAAGCUCAUUGGAGGAGACAGUGAAGCAGGGGGCGGGGGUUGACACGGGGGCGUGGCUUACCGCGGUCAGUCUGUGGCCGGAAACUGAACCACAGACAAACAGCUGCUCAGCUCCCAGCUGGAGUUUCACCUGAACUUCACCUGAACCGGCACCGAUUGCACACACAGGAGGAAGAGGAGGACAAAGGAGGUGAGCGAGGAUGAGGAGGAGAGGGGAGCAGAGGGAGGACAAUGCCACCCUCAUAACCAUGGAAACCAAUCCGGAGAAAAACUACGGCAGCAUCACCACGAAUGCAGCUGCUCAGCGUCCGGACAGGAACGUCUUCAGCGCCGGGUCGACUCGAGUUGAUUUUGUGCUGGCGUGGGAGGAGCCUCUGAGCUCACAGGAGGAGGAGAGCACAGGCGUUAACCCCGCCCACCUGAAGUGGAGGGCAUCGUUUCUGAAAAAACUGAGACGCUCAGGACUGCUGCUGGAGCAGAAGGAGGUCCUCCGCACGAAGGAGAAGAUCUGUUUUGUCCUCCUCAGUGCUCCAUGGAGCGUCCUCUGUUACUACGCUGAGGAGAUCAGUCUCAGGGUCCCUCUGCAGGAGGUCAACGCUCCCAUCACCAACUGGUCGGCGCAGGUUCUGUCCCAGCUGUCCCUCUCCAACCCUCUGUCUCAGGACGUCCCCAACCACCCCCCCGACUACUACACCUGUCAGUUCAGGACCAACAAGCUGCAGAGGUUUCUGGGGCACGACAACAGAGAGACGUUCUUCAAGACGACUCAGAGACACCAGGUGCUGUAUGAGAUCCUGGCCAGGACUCCGUACGGUUCGGUGAAACGGGGGGAGGUGGGAAUCGACCGACUGCUGGCUGAGCAGGUCUUCACUGCUGCCUACCCGCUGCAUGAGGGUGGUUUCGAGCUGCCGAGCGACUCGGUGCCUCCGGAGUCUUUGGGUCUGAGACAGAUCUUGUACUCGCACUGGGCCAAGUGGUCCUCCUGGAGACGCUACCAACCUCUGGAUCACAUCAGGGAAUACUUCGGAGAAAAGAUAGCGCUGUAUUUUGCCUGGCUCGGUUUCUACACUGGCUGGCUGCUGCCGGCGUCGCUUGUUGGGACGGUGAUCUUCGUGUUUGGGUUCUGGCUCAUGGCCACUGACGUUCCAGCGAAGGAGUUGUGUGAGAGUGGAGGCAGCUUCAUCAUGUGUCCUCUCUGUAACAUCUGCUCCCUAUGGAACUACUCCAGCAUCUGUGUCACCUUCAAGGCAGGUAUCAUGUUUGAUAAUGGAGGGACAGUGUUCCUUAGUGUCUUCAUGUCUCUGUGGGCCGUCACUUUCCUGGAGUACUGGAAGAGAACCUGUUCAGCUCUGGCACACCGCUGGGACUGUUCCGAAUUCCAGGACAUUGAGGAGCGUCCUCGUCCAGAGUUCACGGCCUUGGCGCCAAUGACCACGCGGAACCCGGUGACCGGAGCAGAGGAACCAUACUUUCCUGAGAGUAAACGCAUGAACAGAACUCUGACUGGCUGCAUGGUCAUCGUCGUCAUGGUUGUGGUCGUGCUGAUGUUCCUCAUCGCCAUCAUUCUGUACCGCACCAUCCUCAGAAUCAUCAUCUACAAGUCCAACAGCUUCUUAACCUUCUCUGCCGGGAGGAUAGCCAGUAUCACAGGAUCUGUGUUGAACCUGGUGGUCAUUCUCAUGUUGUCCAAAUUUUACACGUCGCUGGCCCACAUACUCACACACUGGGAGAUGCAUCGCACUCAGAGUAAAUAUGAAGACAUGUUCAUCCUCAAAGUUUUCAUCUUCCAGUUCGUCAACUUCUACUCGUCUCCGGUUUACAUCGCCUUCUUCAAAGGCAGGUUCAUCGGUUACCCUGGAAACUACCAGACUCUGUUUGGAGUUCGUAACGAAGACUGUGGAGCAGGUGGGUGUCUGAUUGAACUGGCUCAGGAGCUGCUCAUCAUCAUGGUGGGAAAACAGCUGAUCAACAACGCCCAGGAGUUCAUCUGCCCGAAGCUGAAGUCAUGGUGGCAGAACAGGAAGACGGGUAGUCGGCUGAAGGAGGUGAAGAAGGAGGAAGGAGUGGAGGCUCAGAGGGAGGUGAAGGGGGAGGAAGAGGAGGAGGUGUCUCCCUGGGAGGCAGAUUACCAGCUGCUGGUGUGUGAGGGACUCUUCAGCGAAUACCUGGAGAUGGUGAUUCAGUUUGGUUUCAUCACCAUCUUCGUGGCGGCGUGUCCCCUCGCUCCGCUCUUCGCCCUCUUUAAUAACUGGGUGGAGAUUCGUUUGGACGCUCAGAAGUUUGUUACUGAAUAUCGCCGCCCAGUGGGGGAGCGCGCUCAGGACAUCGGCAUCUGGUUUCCCAUCAUGCAGUUCAUCACACAUGUGGCCGUCCUCUGCAACGCGUUUCUCAUCGCGUUCACCUCGUCCUUCGUACCCCGUCUGUACUACCGCUACACCAGAGACAGCACGCUGAGCGGCUUCAUCAACUUCACUCUGGCAACAUCACCACGCAACUACAGCCGUGAACACACACCCUGCAGGUACCGGGGUUUCAGAGAUGAAAACGGCGAAUACCUCCCGGAGUACUUCCACCUGCUGGCCAUUCGCCUGACGUUCGUCAUCGUGUUCGAGCAUGUGGUGUUCCUCAUCGGGCGUCUGAUCGACCUGAUGGUGCCUGACAUCCCCGAGGAGGUGGAGAUGAAGAUGAAGAGGGAGCACUACAUGGCUAAAGAGGCGCUGGCUGAGAACCAGUCUUUGGGGAAAUCCAUGAUUCCUAGUGAAAGGGAUUCCUCGUGCAGCGACCUGCGACAGCGUCCAUCUUUACGACCACCGCAGAGCGACUCCCCUCCGCCAAACCUGAAGGAGAUCCCAGAGGAACCUGACCCAUCAGAAAGGUGCUGAAAUAUGUUGCACAAGUGAACUCUGUGCUGGAUGUCCUACCUCUGCCUCGACGUCCUGAUCUACUAGACUGAACUUCUUACAAUCGACCUCUCGGACAGCUCUAUAAGACCACUGUGAGACCUCUUCAAGGUCUACAAGAACUGGGUUGAGUCUUACAAGUCCUACAAGAACAUCGCAAGAUCUAAAAGACCAUUGUAAAAGACACUUCAAGACUGCUGCUGGAUAUGUAGAGAUUCAACCAGACCAGAUCUGGAAGACUCCUGCUUGACCUUUAGAACAUCUACUAAGGUUGAGUUGAACCUCUACACAUCCUUAAAAAGCUCUUCAAGAGGUCUACAAGACCUUCAGCACCCCCUCCACAAAGAUCUCCACAAAUAUCUCCACGAGUGUCCUUAAAGUAAAUGAGAGCUUUUCAAAGCCCCAAGAUUUCUGCAAUGUUUCCACGUGAGCUUUUCAAGAAGCCAACAUGGCCUUGGUCCUGUGUUCUUUACUUACAAGACCUGUUUGUGACUUGGAGGAAGCCCACAAGAACAAGAACUUUAAAGAGCCCUAAAACCUUUCAGAAGGGUGCUAUGAGACCCUUGGUGCACUUAGUGUUUGUGCACUUUUACAGGCUGCAACCUUUAUGCCCUUGCACUGUCAGUAGCUGUGGCUGGAGGCAUUUUAUGUUCAGGUUGUCUGACCAUCCCAUUCUCAUGAAUGUAAAAUCUCGAGAACACCUCAUGGGAAUUUCUUCAAAUUUUGUCUCAUUCUUGACAACAGGAUAUCUCAAGAAGGCCUUGACUGAAUUUCCUUAAAUUUGGCACAAACAUCCACUUGGACUCAAAAACUGAUUAGAUUGAGUGGUUGGACAUCACUGUGGCCUCACAAAACAUUUUUGGCCAUAACUCCAGAAUUCAUACGUUGUCCUCCUGAGGGAUCAGGGUAAUACCUGACACGGUGGACGUUCCCUCAUUGUUACAUAUAUUUAUAAAUUAUA